Messenger RNA from Adineta ricciae, 225 nucleotides. Lineage: Eukaryota; Metazoa; Rotifera; Eurotatoria; Adinetida; Adinetidae. The record is from the annotation of a GenBank genome assembly.
AUGGGUUCUGACUACGAGCAAACAGCAGUUGCAUCUGAAAUUCCCACAAGAAGACAUGUCAAUUCUUUAUCACAAUCCGACGAUUCACCAGUACCAGUUGCAACACAAAAACCCCCACAACCAUUAGAUUAUCUUAUUUGGUCUAGUUUACUAACAGCGUUCAGCAUAUUCAUUUGUGGCUUUGUUAUUACGAUAAUUCUGAUCGCUGCUUACAAAGCAAUGUGA